AUGGACGCUUUCAGGCUACUGUACGCGUCCCAUGUCAGACCAAGACUUGAGUACGGUUGUGCGGUGACAUACCCCUGCACGGCCGGUGAACUGGCCAAGUUGGAGCGUGUACAACGUGCUGCCAGUAGACUCGUUGUUGUACUACGCGGACCAGCUAUGAAGGUCGCCUACAAGCUCUUGGUCUGUUCCCAAUUGCGUAUCGGUGCCUCAGAAGAGAUCUCAUCUGUCUGA
Molecule: messenger RNA, 231 nt
Organism: Echinostoma caproni
Lineage: Eukaryota; Metazoa; Platyhelminthes; Trematoda; Plagiorchiida; Echinostomatidae
Source: the annotation of a GenBank genome assembly